This is a messenger RNA of Drosophila bipectinata, 2481 nucleotides long. It is a transcript of the gene MsR1, whose product is annotated as Myosuppressin receptor 1. The record is from RefSeq and is a predicted model, not a curated record. Gene Ontology annotation, biological process: G protein-coupled receptor signaling pathway. NCBI's taxonomy places the organism in Eukaryota, Metazoa, Arthropoda, Insecta, Diptera, Drosophilidae. Gene Ontology annotation, cellular component: plasma membrane. Gene Ontology annotation, molecular function: G protein-coupled peptide receptor activity.
AGAUUUUAGCUUAAAACUAAAAUGAUGUGCAUAUUUAAGUGAUAAAAUAUAUAAAACCAUAAUAUUGUGACACUGGUAAUAGCAACUAAAUGUGUGUUUAAAAAGCAGCUGCAGAUCGCUCCAUAAAUCAAGGCCAGAACAGCCCUUUGGGCCCUAGUAGUGCAGAGCUCCUUGGAAAUUAAUUAUUAAUGCAUCUGCCGGGAACACUUUCUGCCGCUGGCCUUGGCAGCCGAUGCGAGUGCUCGGAGUGACAGCCUGAAAUCGUCUAUUGUGAUUACCGCAGCAGCAACAGCAACAACUGCAACAGCUGCAGUAGCAACAAUGGCCAGUGGCAACAAUGAAACUGCGCCGCUCUACUGCGGCAGCGGCAUGGACAAUUUCCACACAAGCUACAAAAACAUGCACGGCUACGUCUCCCUGGUGGUGUGCAUCCUCGGAACCAUUGCCAACACCCUGAACAUCAUAGUCCUGACCCGACGGGAGAUGCGCUCCCCCACCAAUGCCAUCCUCACGGGCCUGGCGGUGGCUGACCUGGCGGUUAUGUUGGAGUACAUACCCUACACCAUACACGACUACAUCCUCACCGACAGCCUGCCGCGGGAGGAAAAGCUCAGCUACAGCUGGGCCUGCUUCAUCAAGUUCCACUCGAUCUUCGCCCAGGUCCUCCACACCAUAUCCAUCUGGCUGACAGUGACCCUGGCCGUGUGGCGCUACAUAGCCGUGGGCUAUCCCCAGAAGAACCGGGUUUGGUGCGGCAUGCGAACCACCAUCAUAACGAUUACCACGGCGUAUGUGGUGUGUGUGCUGGUGGUGUCCCCCUCGCUGUACCUGAUCACCGCGAUCGCUGAGUUCAUGGACCAGCUGGAUGCCCAGGGCAAGGUGAUAGGCUCGAUUCCGAUGACCCAGUAUGUGAUUGACUACCGAAAUGAGCUCCUCCAAGGCGUCAAGGCGGCUGACCCGAAUACUUCGAUGACCGAGACGGCUGCGAACGAGACCAUGUGGCUGAAUGUUAGUGCCCUGAUAACAUCGACCACCACAACGGCUGCUCCGCCCACUCCCUCGCCGGUGGUGCAAAACGUGACGGUCUAUAGGUUGUACCACAGCGACCUGGCGCUGCACAACACCUCCCUGCAAAACGCCACCUUCCUGAUAUACAGCGUGGUGAUUAAACUAAUUCCCUGCAUCGCCCUGACCAUCCUCUCGGUACGACUGAUCCUGGCCUUGCUGGAGGCCAAGCGGCGGCGUAAGAUGCUUACCAGCAAGCCGACAGCAGCUGCCACGGCGGCCAGCAACGGGACCAAAUCCACGAACGGCAAGGCAGCCGAUCGCCCCAGGAAGAACAGCAAGACCCUGGAGAAGGAGAAGCAGACGGAUCGCACCACCAGGAUGCUACUGGCAGUGCUGUUGCUCUUUCUCAUAACGGAGUUUCCGCAGGGCAUCAUGGGUCUCCUCAACGCCCUGCUGGGAGAAGCUUUCUAUUUUCAGUGCUACCUAAGACUGAGCGACCUUAUGGACAUCUUGGCCCUGAUUAACUCCAGCAUCAACUUCAUACUCUACUGCUCCAUGAGCAAGCAGUUCCGCACCACAUUCGCGCUGCUCUUUCGACCCAAGUUCUUGGACAAGUGGCUUCCUGUGGCUCAGGACGAAGUGGCGGCCGCCCGGGCGGAGCGCUCUGCUGUGGCACCCGCCCUCGCAAAGGGCCAGCAGAGGCCACAGCUGGUGGUGGCUACCACAACCACCAAUAUCACACAGGUGACGAACCUGUAGCACAGGAAUCGUCGAGGCAACAGCCGCAGCUUGCUCAGCCGGCUGCUCAGCGUCCUGAAGCUGCGGCGUGUGGAAGCCCGCGGUCCUGUGGCCGAUGGCGGAGAAGCGCUGGAUCCGUCACUGCACUUUCAGGCGAUUGUUGUGGUUGUGGACAAGGCGAGUGGGGCGACGGAGAACCAGCUUUUCGCUGCAGAACAAGCUCCGAAUGUAACGUAAUUUAUACAAAUUCGAAGAUGUUUCCUUGUAGAGAUAAAUGCUAGUUUAAGGAUUUGGGCAUCGAGUUUGUUGCAUUCUUAUGACCCGGCCAGGAAGAGAUUCCUCUCGAGAGGGCAAGCCAUAAAAAUGUUAUUGAAAAGUUCAGCUCUUCCACAAAAAUCGAAUCAAAAACGUUUAGGCUGCUAGGCUUUGGAAAUUUAAACAAUUUUCUUGUUGAUUUCAUUCGGCUACGACUCUGUAUGCAGUUUGUAAUAUGCAUGCUGGCUCGGAAUCCAACUAACAACACUCCAAACUACGAAUUUUUGGCAACGAUUUAAGCAGAAUAUUUGAAAAAUAAUGUACAUACACAUAGGCUAAAUAAUUUAAUAAAAAGUACGCAAGGAAUGCCUGGCGAAUAAUUUAUAAACUUUAGUUGAGGAAUCUUAAAGGCAACCUUUAAAUAAUUCAGUUGCUGUGCACUGAGAUAGUUGAAUAAAGAUAAUGGAAAUUCUUUGGUAA